ACUGCCAACCAACCGCAAUUAUGUUACAUAUGGACUAGAAAAUUACAAGCGGCGUAGGCACAGUGAUAAGUACAUCAUUGAUAUAAAUAUAUGGUAUGUAAGUAUUAAAAAAAGAACGUAUAAUUUUAGCGGAAAUCCCGAAACACGUCAAAUCUUACUUAAAGGAACUAGCCUCGUGGUUUUUUGUGGGUAGAGUUACAAACAUUUGUUUUUGGCGAGUUUUUAUGGAUGGCUGCCAUAUGAGAUAAGAAAUGUUGCAUUGGAGGUGCCUGUGCUUCGUUCUGGCCCAUCUAAGUCUAGUGUGGGGCUUUGAUCUUGUGCGUCUCACCAACCCAGAGGCAGACGGAAGCUACACUGUUGAAGUUCGUUAUGACCAGAAAUGGCGGACUCUGUGUGGCCACAAUUGGUAUCCAGCCAACGCACGUGUCGUCUGCAAACAAGUUGGCCAACCGUCAGGGAGAUGUGUAGCAGACUUUCGAACGAUUGACAAACAUGCUGGAGAGGACUUCGAAGGGAUUAAUCUGAAUUAUAAGUGCCUAGGAAACGAAACAGCUCUACAUAAAUGUCCCUCUGUAAUGCAAGAUUUGCUGUCUCUAAGCAGAGAUUGCAUGACUAAUGUCCGUCCUGCAGUCAUAUGUGGUUCUAGUUGUCCUUCGUGGCGUUAUGGGCCAGAUUGUCUCCCCUGUCGCUGUAAUAUUAACAACACGAUGAACUGCGACACAGACUCGGGAAAGUGCACGUGCAAAGCAGGGUAUUCUGGAGAUUUAUGCGACUGCGUGGCGGGAAAUCAUACGUGCAAUCUUACAACAUCGUACUGUCACGUGGACAGUGGGAACCCGGUUUGUCUCUGUAAGAAAGGAAUAAUAUCGUCCGCCCAGAAUCCAUGUGUUGAUUUUGGUUUGCGUUUUAUAAAUAAUAGAUCCGUAGCGGAGAGUGGGGAGGUAGAAUUCUAUAGGAAUGGCACAUGGAACCCUCUAUGUUUUGGAAGAACGUCCUCACAGAACAUUCUAGGCACACAAGACGUCAUUUGCAGACAGCUAAGUUUACCAACAACCCACGCUAAACUAUACCUUAAGAACUUCAUAAGUCGAUCGCAGUUGCCAGAAUAUGAGAUAUCCGAAGCGGUGUGUAGCGGAUCGGAAUCCUCGCUCACUGAGUGUAGGAUGUCCCUGGUACCCGCACUGAAAUGCAACAUGGCAUUAGGAAUCCACUGUUUUUCAGUGUGUCCAGAAUGGCAGUUUGGAAAGAGUUGCAAACCUUGUUCCUGUAACAAAACCAACUCUGUCAGCUGUGACCAUAUCACGGGGCAAUGUACCUGUAGAUCCGGGUUUUCUGGGGCAACCUGUGAUUGUUUGAAGGGAAACAACCCAUGCAACGAGACUAUAUCAGAGUGUCAUUUGCCGACGAUUACUAGUACACCAGUGUGUAUGUGCAAAACGGAAUACAUGAGGAAAAAUUACAGCUGCAUUGACCCAAUACGCUUGUCCAAUAAAACCGUCACAACUACAUCCAGUGGAACCAAACUAUAUGAAGGAAGAGUCGAGGUUUUUAUCAACGGGACCUGGGGAACUAUUUGUGAUGAUACCAUUUUUUCUGGAAACAAGCUUGCCAGAGUCCUUUGUAAUAGUUUAGGUUACCCAAGCAAUUACAGCAAGGAAGUGGGAAGUGCAUACUAUGGAGAAGGCAGUGGUCCUAUACAUUAUACAUAUCAGUAUUGUAUUGGAACUGAAACUUCGAUAUCUCAGUGCCUCUCUUCAACAUCUCUAUCGUGUGGUCAUCACGAAGACAUGGGGAUCAAAUGUGGCGCAGAAUGCCCGGACUUUUCCUUCGGAGAAGAAUGUAUUCAAUGUCAGUGUGUUCGUGCCAAUACCCGUUUUUGUAAUAAAACAACAGGGGAGUGCAUAUGCAAGAACAGUUAUGAAGGACAAACAUGUUCCUGUUUAAAAGGCAACCAUACCUGUAAUUUGCAAACGUCGAUAUGCGAAAGUGGAAAAUGUUUCUGCAAACAUGACAACAAGGCAGCCAAUUCCUCUUGUUUCGAAAGACUGAGAUUAGUCCAGAACAAUGGAACUAAAGUCCAGUAUUAUACAAACGGCAGUUGGAACUAUCUUUGUUACGACAAUUCUUGGGGAGCCUCCUAUCUCUGUCAAAGAUUGCAUCUUCCGACGUAUAUUGCAAAGCUUGAUUUUUCCCAUACGACACAACAAGGUUACGAGUUUAAAAUUGAUGAAAACUGUAGAUAUUCAAACGUCUCCAACGCUGACUGCCUGGUUGUUGCGGAAACGCCAACUUAUUGUAACAUGGGCUUAGCGAAUCUGCAAUGCCUUCAUGAAUGCCCAGACUGGACACACUUCAGUGGAUCAGAGUGUAUAGAAUGUUCUUGUAACAUGCAAAACACAAAAAGCUGUGACAAAAAGACUGGCAAAUGCCUGUGCAAAACAGGAUAUGAAGGUGAUCUUUGUAACUGUCCGCUGAACACCUGUAACUCGGCCGUUUCGUUUUGCCAAAAAACCAACAACGGUAUCACUUGUCUCUGCAAGCCUGGAUAUGAAAACCGCGGUUUUCCAUGUAAAGAUUCAUUGCGACUGAUACCAUGGCUGGCCUUUGGAGGUUAUAAGAGACUGGAGUUAAACGUUGAUGGUGUAUGGAUGAAUGUUAGCAGAAAGGAAUAUGACGAAUCUGCUGAUUUCGGAAUUUGUCAGCGAAUGGGAUUGCCAACGUUCAUUACCAAUUCGUCUGUGAUUCAAAUCCCUUCUGACUUGGAUAACAUUGGCUCGGUCUGUAUGACUAAAGCAUUUUCCUACUUGACUCUGAAUUAUACCGAAUGCCAAUUAAAAAACAUAGAAGACAGUCAAAUGCCCUUCUACUAUUCUCCAAGAUAUGGAUUACAAAUGGUUACAUGUCUUGAAGAUUGUCCCGACAUGAUGAUGUACAACAAAAGCAUCUCAAGCUGCGUGCCCUGUCGCUGUAACCCCAACAAUACAUUGUCCUGUAACCAGACCACGGGGGCGUGUAUCUGUAAGACGGGGUUUGAUGGACCAUCAUGUGACUGUGUGACGGCACAACACAGCUGUAACCACACGGUAUCUUACUGCUCAUUUCACGGGGCCACUCCCGUCUGUGUUUGUCGACCAGGAUUCUAUGGAAAACAAUUAGGCUGUUUUGAAAACUUGCGAUUUUUAAGAGACACGGGUGUUUUGGAGAUGUAUCACAACAACCAAUGGAUGCUAGUAUCUACUGGAUAUAGUUGGGCGGACAUCUACACGAAAAUUAUUUGUAGACAACUUGGAUUACCAACAUUUUACGUUGCUCAUGAAUCAAAGACUCGAUAUUCUACGGGCAUGCUGUACUCGGACUUUUCCUCAAAGUCAAGGAUAACAUCUGUUGAUUGUACAGGAAAUGAAGCAGAACUUUCACAGUGCGAUUUCAGCACUUCUUCCUACAUUUCAUCGUAUGCAAAGUUUCCAAUUAUUGAGUGCAGAUCUGAUUGCCCAAAGUUUCGCUUUGGACCCACAUGCGAGCUAUCCGACUGCAACCAGCAGAGGUCGUCUGACUGUAAUAAAACUACAGGACAAUGUUACUGUUUGCAAGGUUAUUCAGGUGAAACUUGCGAUUGUGAAGAUGGAGUUCAUUAUUGCAACUCUACGUUUGCUUUUUGUGGAGAACCAACAGCAACAUGUUACUGCAGGGAGCAAUACAAUAGACAAAACCUUACUUGCCAAGAUUCGCUUAAAUUUUAUCACAAUGAAACUGGAACCGAAGGACUUCUUCUACUCUACAGGAAUAGGACUUGGAACACGUUUUGUGAUGAUUUCUUCAGCUCUGUGGAUGCGAUUGUAGCUUGUAGACAGCUCCAUCUACCAUCGCGGUAUGUCACCUUAAGGGCAGUUUCAGACUCGCAACGUGUGGAUUCUUCAGUAGCUAUCAUCUACAACACAGAUUGUAACGGAACAGAAACCAGUUUAUCUGAAUGCAGACUAAGUAGUUAUGGCGGAUACUGUUCUCACAGUGAAGACAUUUACAUUCAAUGUUUCCCAAAUUGUCCAAACUUUACUUUUGGACCAAACUGUGAAAACCCUUGCACGUGUAACAAGACUACCAGUAUGUCGUGUGAUGAAGAUACCGGGCAGUGUUAUUGCAAAGCAGGGUUUUUCGGUGAACUAUGCUCCUGUAAAAACGGUGUGCAUACUUGUAACGAGACGAUAUCGUUCUGUGACACGAGUUAUAACGGGACGGCAAUCUGCCUGUGCAAGCCUGGCUACUCGGAGUCCGAAUACCAGAAAGAGGGAUGUUUAAAGGAGCAUUUCCGUCUAAAGAAAACAGAGUAUCCAGAUGAUGCUCUCGUUGCUCUGUAUCAGUCUGGGGUUUGGAUGGGAAUAUGUAUAGAUGGAAUUUCGGCAGAUACUGCUCGGGUUGUUUGUCGACAUUUCGGACUCCCUGAAGAUUAUGCGCAGCUCAGCAGAAAUACUGAAAGUGAUAAUACCUAUUCGAAAAAGUUUGAAAUAGUAUGCAAUGGAACAGAAAAAAGUCUUGAUGAUUGUUCACGCCAAACAACAAAUAAUUAUUGUUAUGGUGAAUCUGCAGUAUUUGUUUGUCCAAAAGACCGCCUCAUUAGAUUGGUGUCCAUACAAAAAACAACAUCAGGUUCCUCAGGCUUGGUGGAAAUUAAUUACAGAGGAACUUGGAAUAAUCUAUGUCCAUACAAUUUUGGGAUUGACGAAGCAAAGGUGGCUUGUCGUGAACUUGGUUUACCAACAAAGCACGUUUUAGAAACAACGACGAGUCAGUCACUAUCAGACGAGGUAUAUCCUUCUUAUCUUUCGUGUACCGGGAAUGAAGAAAAUCUAAGGGACUGCAGACAGAGAGGAAGUUGUAGCAUUUAUUACUUCCGGAGUUCAGUUGUUAAACUCACAUGUAAUUCCGCUUGUCCAUCUAUGAAAUUCGGUGAAAACUGCAACCGUGACUGUCCAUGUGACACCGAAUCUACAAGUUCCUGUGAUAUGAAUACGGGAGAAUGUGUGUGUAAACCUGGAUUCUCGGGGCAUACCUGCAACUGUGCUAGUGGUUCACAUAGCUGCAAUACGACCGUCUCUGAUUGUUAUUAUGAAUCGAACCAAAUACACUGUAUCUGUAAGGCGGGAUACACGAACUACGAACAUGGAUGCGAAGAUAACGUGCGAAUAGAUACUACAGAUUUAGUAGAAAUAUUUGAACAAAAGUGGAGAAAAGUAUGCAGUAGAACGAGUUGGAACCCCGGAAAUUCGUUGGUGGUGUGUCGUCAGCUUAACCUUAGCACAGAGGUAAUCUAUACAGAAUCGGUAUAUGACAGCGUACUUCAUUCAUCAACAUCAAUCACGUGCAAUGGAACCGAGAAGACCUGGCAGGAAUGCCAAGCACAAUUAUCCUCUUCGUCUUACUGCUCCUAUUCUCGCAAACUAUUAUGUGGAAAAUGUCCCGAUUGGAAAUAUUCAAAUGACUGUUCAAAAACCUGCCAGUGUGAUAAAAAGACAAGUAAAGGAUGCGAUCCAAUUACUGGAGACUGUUUGUGUCAUGACAAAUAUGGUGGAGCGGAUUGUUCUUGCCAUACAUCAAUGAUUUCUACCUGUAAAAGCCCAUAUUCCACUUGUGAAUAUGACAGAUGUAAAUGCAAUCAAGGGCUAUUUAAUGUUUCCACUUCUUGCUCAGACAUGGAUGACGUGACCUAUUUUUGUUCCUUCAAUGGUUAUAAUUGGAAAGAUUCAUGUGAUAUGGAAACUACUUCCCGUUUACAACGGCAUUCAGAAUCAAGGUAUUUCUACAGUUCUUGGAGACCACAGCCCGGAAGCGAUGAUACAGAGUAUGCAUACGUUGAUGAGAGGCCAUAUUAUUUUUCAUCGAGCGAAUUCUUCGCUUCACUCAAUUUUUCUUUAGGAAGUAAACAAAGCCAACUGUGUGUUUUCUUUGACUACAUCACAACAGGACGAGGUUCCAUCGUACUAUCCAUGAAAGAUACAUCAAUGAUAGAAUCAACCAUUGUCACUUUGUCUACAACAAAGACUGGCUGGACAAACAAACGAACAAAUAUAAAUUCAAGUCUACCAAUUGAGCAGAUAAUAUUUCGACUGGAAGAAAAAACAGCCAUUGACCAGAUUAUUAUUACGGACUCAAUGUGUGAUUGUGCAAAUUGGACAUUCGGCUCGAGUUGUGACGACUGCACUUGUGUACGGUUACACACCGAAUUCUGCGAUAAAAACAACGGAACAUGCCACUGUAAACAAGGCUAUAUUGGAGAAGCGUGUCAGUGUGAAGACAACGGGGAACCCUGUCCACACUAUAUUCGGUUGGUAAAUGGAAAUACUACAUCGAUGGGAAGAAUUGAAGUUGUCACAAAUGGUGUCUGGUCAACUAUCUGUGACAGUAAUUGGGACCAUGAUGAUGCUACUGUCGUCUGCAAGCAACUUAGACUUGGAAAGUAUGGUAUUGCUGUCUCAGAUGCUGAAUUUGGAAGAGGUGUCGGUCCAAACUACAUAAGUAAAGUUAAUUGCGUAGGAGAUGAAACAGAUUUACUCACUUGCCCUUUUGAAAAGUUAUCGUGUAGUCAUGAAAACGAUGCAGGGGUUAUAUGUGUCAACAAAUCAAGUAACAUUCGAUUGGUAGACGGUUCAGACGAAACAGAGGGUCGAUUGGAAGUGAAGUUAAAUGGACGUGGAUCAUGGGGCACAGUUUGUGAUGAUGGAUUUGAUGAAAGCGAUGCAAAAGUCGCUUGUAAAGAGCUUGGAUUACCCACAAGAGAAAUUGCAGUGAAAGCCCGCGCUUAUUUCGGACGAGGAAGUGGACCGAUUCUUAUGAGUAACCUUAGAUGUAGUGGAACUGAAAUGUCAAUACAUAUAUGUAGUAAAACAGAACAUCCGGGUGGUUGCAGUCAUUCUGAGGAUGUGGGCAUUGUUUGUUCAAACGAAUGUUCGUCUUUCAAAUUUGGAGACCAGUGUGAAAGAAGUUGUGUUUGCGAUCAAAGUAAGUCUUUGUCAUGCGAUAAGGACACAGGAGACUGCAUAUGCAGGACUGGAUGGACAGGUGUAAGGUGCACGUGUGGGAGAGGAACUGAAUGUGGAGAAAACUCUUAUUGUGAUGGUGACGACUGUUUGUGUAUUGACGGGUUCUUCACGACAGCCUCCAACUGCUCUGAUGAAGAAUUCGUUUUGUUCUCCUGUUCAUUUGAAACCGACAUUGACACCUGUUCUAUAAAUAAUUAUGGUGCCAUGAAAUGGAAAAGAGAUAGUAGGGGUACACCAAGUGAUGAUACAGGGCCAUAUACAGCCAAAGAAGGUAUCCACUAUGUAUAUACAGAAGCCACAAGCCAGUCGGAAGGGGAUGAAGGCGUGAUGGAAAUAUCUCUUACAAGCCUAAAUCUGACAACACACACCUGCUUUCAAUUCUAUUUUCACAUGAGAGGAAGAGAUAUGGGAGACUUAAAUGUCAUUAUUGAAGAAAAACCUGGAUCAGAAAUCGUUCGAUGGUCAAAAACAGGACAUAUAAACUCAAACUGGAAUCGAGGUUACAUAUCACUUCCGCCUGAUUCUCAAAAGAUAAAAAUAAUAGGAACGAGGGGUGACGGUUAUCGAUCGGACAUCGCUAUGGAUGAUUUCAAAAUUUUCCAAGAACAUUGCAGUUGUGAACCAUGGAAAUAUGGACUAUUAUGCGAAAAAUCAUGUGACUGCAAAAGAGUAAGUUCUGAGAGCUGUGAUAGUAAAAGUGGAUCAUGUGUAUGCCAACCAGGCUGGAGUGGAAAAACAUGUAACUGUCGAAUGUUGCUAGACAAUUGUCAUUCAGCGUACUCCUACUGUCAUGGUGAUCGGUGUUUGUGUAAAGAUGGAAUUUAUAGUAAUGGUGUUACCUGUUCAGGAUUAAAUGACAUCACAUAUCAUUGUGGCUUCGAUAUGGAAGACAGUUUAGAACAAUGUAAUAUAGAACUAGGACCGAUGUAUUGGGAAAUCAAAGAGGAUUCCGAUGAAUCCUUAGACGACGGAUACCAUCUUGAUAACAACCGCUUUCUGAUGACCAAAGUCUCGAUCUUUUCUCCUGAAAGUUUCUUUUUGUUUUCCAUCAACAAUAUCAGCGUAGACCGAGAGAGUUGUCUACAGGCGAAAUACUUUAUCAACUAUGAAAAAGAGCAAAUGUUAAGAAUUCAGGUAGUAAAAGACAACAACCUUCUGAAUAACAUAUUGUUCCAAGGGAAGGGGUGGUCAACAGCACGUGUUCCUCUGAACGCUUCGUCCAAUAUGAAGAUUUAUUUCAUUGGAUAUUCGAGCAGGAGUUCUCCUAUUAUGAUAGACGACAUUAUCAUCACGGCUAAAUCUUGUGUUGGCUGCAGUCCAUGGUACUACGGAGCAAAUUGUGAAAAAAUGGCAGAGUGUAAUCGUGACAACACGGUUUCGUUUGGUGACAGAGGAGAGUGUCACUGCAAGACAAAUUGGUUUGGGGACAGGUGCAGCUGUUCCAAAAUAGAAAACGACACUUGUUUUAGAGAUGGAGAGAUAUGCAGGAACGGACAAUGUACAUGUAAAGACGGUUACACCAGAGCUGGAACAGGUUGCAGAGAUAUUGAUGAAUGUAAAUUUCUCUGCAAAAGUCAAGCACAGGAGUGUACAAAUACUGAUGGAUCGUAUACAUGCGUGUGUAAAAAUGGCGCUCUUGGAGAUGGAAACAUAUGUUCAGAUUCGGAUCUUGCUCUCAUUAAUGGAACAUCGCCACAAGAAGGUACUCUUGUAAUUUGGAAACAAGGUGCUUGGGGAGCGCUCUGUAUGGACUUUGAUUUGUUCACUGGCAUCACAGCUUGCAAUACCAUGUUUAAAGACAUAUUCGGUGUAUAUAUCACAAAAAGAGGAAAUUACCGCUCUACCAAUGGAGUUGCCUACACUUCUCCAAAAUGUAACCGUAGAGGGACUUUUGACUUUGAAAAUUGCGAUGUUACUUUUGAACCUUGUGAUACGGAAAAAGAUGCAUUAUAUUUAAAUUGUGGAGUAUGCGGUGGAAAGUACACUUCCGAGUUUGGACUCGUUGAGCCGCCUCCACAACUACCUGGAAACACACUAUGUUCCUUUUUGUUGUCACCAACCGAUGCCAAAACUAUUAACGCCACAUUUAUCACAUUUUCAUUUGGUUCAACGGGUGAAAGUCGAUCCAAACGAUUUUACAAAUCAUGUCAAGACACCGACACUUAUAUUGAGAUUUUCGAUGGUUCAAAUACAGACGCACCUUUCCUGGGAAGAUUCUGUAACAACAGAGGACGUUUUACGAUUACUUCCGCUGGAAGUUCAUUAUAUUUUCUAUAUCGAACGUCUCGAAAUACAUCAGAACACGACUUUCAGAUUAUCUAUGAGACCGAAAAAGCUUUGAGAGAUCCCCGCAUACUCGGAGAACAAUGUGUUACUGACAUCCAAUGUAUAGCCAACAAUGCAUCAUGUGUGGACAGUAUGUGUAAUUGUGAAAUCGACUUCUAUAAAUGGGAUGAAGCAACGUGCGCUAAAAAGAAAGCUUGGAACUCCGCCUGUUAUGAAAGCAAAGAAUGUAAAACAGAAUUCUGCGAUGCCGUGGAUAAACUGUGUCUGUGUCCACCAAAUACAAUCAUUGAUGAAAAUUACAAUUACUGUCUGGACAAUACCGAUAAAACAGAAUUUCGAACAUCUUCGCCAAAGUAUUGGAUGAUUCCUUUCCUCCUCUUUGUUUUCUUGAUAAUCGCACUCCUUAUAGCGGCCACAGUAAUUCUUGCCAGAAGAAAAGGAUAUUGUCUAAUGCGUCGAGAUCAGAACGCUGCCUAUACUUAUUCUGAGCUGAUGUCAACAUCUAAUCCUCUCUAUGGAAUGUCGACUGAUGACAAAAGUUCACACCGGGGUUCCGUUAUAUCGAUUAAUGUCUCUGGAUGUGAUGGACGCCAUAGAAUUCGUCUCAGUAAUUUUUUAAAUACAUAUCAAGAGAUGUGCGAUGAUAUGAAUUGGCCAGAGGACGACUUUCAGAAAAUCCUGCAAUCUUGUCCAGCAAAGCCAACAGAUAUUGGAUCUUCUUCAAAAAACAGAUACAAAAACAGGAAUAAAGCCAUUUUACCAUAUGAUUUCAAUAGACUGAGAGAAUCAGGAUCAACCAGUGUUGAUGAUUAUAUCAACGCAAGUGUUAUAGAGGGUCUACACAGUCAUUAUCCAUACUACAUCGUAACACAGUAUCCACUGAUAACCACUCAAAACGAUUUUUGGAGGAUGGUUUGGAAACAAAGAGUCUCUUCUAUUAUAAAUCUAGUAUCAAAUACCGAGAAGGAAGUGUAUUUCCCAACAAAAACGGGUCUUUGCAAGACAUAUGGAAAGAUCAAGGUUCAAGUUCUUUCAUCGUUGACAGUUAAUAGAUGUACAUUUCGGUGCAUGAAAAUUACAAAGGGAUCCAUGAGUCAUACGGUGAACCAUUUUCAAGCUUCUUUUCUAUCCGAAUUCACAACUAAUGAAUGCCAAGAUUUAAUUAAUCUCAUCACACUUGUUCAUUCCAAUGCUGAGGGUGGAAAUGACAGCAGACCUUUUGUUAUUCACUGUCUAAAUGGAAGUGGGAAAUCUGGCGUCUUUGUUGCAAUGGACUACCUUAUCCAACUUAUCAAGAAUGGGGACACUCACGUGGAUAUUUUCAGCCUAGUCCACACCCUUAUUUCCAAUCGAGAAAAAUUAAUAGAAAACGAAACCCAGUACAAAUUUUUAUUUGAGUGUGUUGGAUAUUAUCUGGAGCAAGGGAAAACUAAUCCCUCACAUAAAUUGACUGAGGAAAUAACUUCGGAGGAUGAGGAUACUGGACUGAUAGAAAUAUCACCGACAGAAACGAAAACUCAUUUCGCGAACAAGUUUUAAAAGAAAACCAUUCAUGAGAAGUUUCAAAUACAAAAAACGAAGCAGAAGACAAAAUCCAAAAAGAAGUUUAUUCUAUAAAACACUUUGAGUGUGAAUUCCUGUUUAAUGUUGUGUUGUUUAAUAUACUUAGUUUCUUUGCUGUUAUUCUACCUACUAGCUUUAUAGCAUUGAGAAGUUUUUUAAAA
This is a messenger RNA of Magallana angulata, 11044 nucleotides long. RefSeq lists its product as uncharacterized. The record is from RefSeq and is a predicted model, not a curated record. Gene Ontology annotation, biological process: peptidyl-lysine oxidation; protein dephosphorylation. Gene Ontology annotation, molecular function: calcium ion binding; protein-lysine 6-oxidase activity; protein tyrosine phosphatase activity. Bases 252 to 10859 code for a protein of 3535 amino acids. The transcript is spliced from 69 exons. Gene Ontology annotation, cellular component: membrane. NCBI's taxonomy places the organism in Eukaryota, Metazoa, Mollusca, Bivalvia, Ostreida, Ostreidae.